AUGGAAAAUGCCACCGAAAAUGCUUCUUUGGUUGAGGUCACUUGGAGCGCUUAUAGUACAGAAGGAGACUCUGAAGGGAAUCAGAUAUUCCAGUAUUUCUUCGAGAGGCAGGCUUUGGCAGGAAUGUUUCUUACAGGUGCCAUCCUUGGAACAGUUGGUAACUGCUUCGUUGUCGCGGCCGUCGCUCUGUCUAAGAAACUCCGGACGACGACUAAUGUCUUUGUGGUCAACUUGGCGGUAGCGGAUAUCCUGACUUCGCUGUUUAUUCCGUGGCAGACUGUGGCAUUUCUGGGAGGGGAUGCGUGGCCCAUCCCGGGGGCGCCGUGGCUCUGUGCCAUGGGAGGCUUCGUCAUCGUCGUCACUUUUGGUUGUAGCAUCAACAGCCUGGCUCUGAUCGCCGUCAACCGUUGGGUGGGCAUCACCAAGUCUCGCUUCACCACCCGUCGCAUCUACACCGCCCGUAAGCUCGCUCUGAUGGUCAUCUUCUCCUGGGCUAUACCGCUCGGCUGCGCCCUAACGCCUGUCCUUACAGACUUCGGCGAACUGGGCUACGAGAAGCUUUACUCCAGCUGCACUUGGGUAAUAGAAGAAUCUGUCUACUACAGCAUGUUCAUUACUGCUAUGUAUUACCCCAUCCAGCUGAUUCUGAUAACCGUGUGCUACUCUUCGAUAUUCUGUUACGUCUGCAAGUCAGCACGCAGGAUGACUCGAGCAGGCGCCCCGUCCAUCUCGGAAGAAGUCAGUGGUGGAGCUAACCGUGCCAUGAGGAGAAAGCUGUGGAAGAGACAAGUAGACGUCACCAAGAACCUGCUCUACAUCGUCUUGGCUUUCGUCGUGUGUCUCACACCUUACUUCGUGACCAUCAUCUUCAGCAGCGACUGGAGCCGUCAGCUGGUGCCCUGGGCAGGAGGAAUCAUGUUCUGCAACAGCUGCGUCAAUCCUUUCAUCUACGCAACCUCGCACCCUGUUUUCAAAGAGGCUUUCGGGUACAUGGUCAGAUGCCAAAAGAUUCCCCGCAUCAAAUCUAGUCCAACAGCGAGCACUGAUCUGCCUGGUGCAAAUACAGCAGAGACCAAGAAGUAAACAACACCCUUCUCAGGCUGGCCAAUCCAUUGUGAAGAACACCUUACAAAAACACCUACUUAUUGUGCUUGUAGAAAUCUACAUUAUAUUGAGGAAGCCUAAUGAUCCA
This is a messenger RNA of Patiria miniata (bat star), 1192 nucleotides long. Its product is annotated as alpha-1D adrenergic receptor-like. NCBI's taxonomy places the organism in Eukaryota, Metazoa, Echinodermata, Asteroidea, Valvatida, Asterinidae. The record is from RefSeq and is a predicted model, not a curated record. Gene Ontology annotation, molecular function: G protein-coupled receptor activity. Gene Ontology annotation, cellular component: membrane. The transcript has a single exon. Bases 1 to 1083 code for a protein of 360 amino acids. Gene Ontology annotation, biological process: G protein-coupled receptor signaling pathway.